Messenger RNA from Symsagittifera roscoffensis, 1734 nucleotides. RefSeq lists its product as uncharacterized. Lineage: Eukaryota; Metazoa; Xenacoelomorpha; Acoela; Convolutidae. Gene Ontology annotation, molecular function: catalytic activity. The record is from RefSeq and is a predicted model, not a curated record. Gene Ontology annotation, biological process: cell adhesion involved in heart morphogenesis; larval heart development. The coding region runs from base 1 to 1734 and encodes 577 amino acids. The transcript has a single exon. Gene Ontology annotation, cellular component: extracellular matrix.
AUGACCGAAAAUACUACUACAACAGAGAUCUCUCAAAAUUUGAUAGAGAACAAGCUUACAAAAGCAGAGUUGCCAGACGCGCAUCCAAUACGGCAAGCAAAUAAUAACACAGUUAUUUCGACGAAGAACGAUAUGUCAAUGCUGUUAGUUAAUAUUAGAAGCUUGUCAAAUAACUGGAAUGAGUUCUUACUUGAGGUAGCUAACAGAAAACCUGAUAUUAUCUUUGUUACUGAGACCUGGGCUCACAUUGGAAUGAACAAAAGUGAAUUUUUAAUUCAUAGUUAUCAUCCACCAUUCAGCAGCAACCAACGUGAUAUCAGAGGAGGUGGAGUGGCUAUAUAUUGUGCCAGCUAUAUCAAUGUAAGAGAGGACGAUGCGCUUCUGGUUGAGAACUACGAUGCGAUCAGGUGCAGACUUCUUUAUGCCAAUCGAGAAGUUGUGCUCGGAUGUUGCUAUCAUACUGAACGGACAGACGACGAAAAUUUUGCUAACGGCCUGUACAAAUUGUCUACUGGAAACAUGGAGAAGAAUGUAGCUGGGGAUUUUAAUCACCGAAGUAUUGAUUGGAAAGCUCUGUCAUGCUCGGGGAGCAUUGCAGAUCAGCGGUUCUUGGAUAUAGUGCAAGAUAACUUUUUGUCACAGCACGUUGUUGACCCAACAAGAGGGCAGAAUGUGUUAGAUUUGGUUUUUUCGUCGGAGCCAGACCUCAUCACGGAAUGUAUCGUGGAAGGGAAGAUUGGAUCUACUGAUCACAACACAGUGAUUUUUUCGGCAGCAAUCAAACAGCGUAACUUGAAUGAGAGAAGUUUCAGCCGCAGAAAUUUUUGGAAGAUGGACGUGGGAAGCUUUCUUUCGGAUUUGAAAGGAUACGACUGGAAUUCUCUCCUUAUUGGGCAUGCAGAACAGCAGUGGAACAUGUUGAUGGGCACUCUUAAUAAUCUUAUCUCAAAGCAUGUACCGUUUGUUGAACGAAGGAAGCGAAAGUACCCAUGGAUUACAAAACAGGUUUUGCGGGCGGGUAAGGACAAGCGACGUUGCUGGAAGAAUUUGCAGAGCAACAAUUCUGUUGAAAAAGAGUUGAAGUACAUGCACGCAAAACUAGCAUCGGACCAAUCUGUUAAAUGGUCGAAGAAAGAUUUUGAAAGGAAGCUGGCGAAAGGAAUUAGAGAAGAUAGUAAGUCUUUCUGGAGAUACUUUUCCGCAAAGAAGAAAUGUCCAACAAAGGUUGGCCCAUUGAAAGAGGGUGAUCGUGUAAUUGAGAAGUCUGAAGACAUGGCGGAGCAUCUGAACAGUUACUUCCAACCUGUAUUCACUCAGGAGCCAAUAGGCCCUGUAUCCUAUGCUGUACCACGACCUGAUUUAAAGAUGCCAAAUAUGUCGAUCACUGUUGACAUGGUCCUUGCUCAGCUGCUCAAUUUGAGAGUUUAUAAGGCAGCAGGUCCGGACGGUAUCCCCCCAUUGUUUCUCAAGCUAGCUGCACCGGAGUUAGCUGAACCACUGACUAAGAUAUUUCGAGAAUCGCUGUCAUCCAGAGUUGUGCCGACUGGGUGGAAAGUUGCUAAUGUAUCAGCUUUGUUCAAGAAAGGCAAGAGAAGUGAAGCAGCAAACUACCGUCCCGUAAGUCUUACUUCAGUGAUUUGUAAAUGUUUUGAGCGCAUUGUUCAGCAGAGCGUUUUUGGACAUCUGAAGGAGCAUAACCUCAUUAGCGACACUCAGAAAUUUAUGAAAGGAUGA